Molecule: messenger RNA, 956 nt
Organism: Coregonus clupeaformis (lake whitefish)
Lineage: Eukaryota; Metazoa; Chordata; Actinopteri; Salmoniformes; Salmonidae
Product: ribonuclease-like 3
Exons: 3
Coding region: 116-568 (150 amino acids)
Biological process (GO): defense response to Gram-positive bacterium; defense response to Gram-negative bacterium; angiogenesis
Molecular function (GO): RNA nuclease activity; nucleic acid binding
Source: RefSeq, a predicted model, not a curated record
GGUUAGAGUUACUCACUUCACAGUGGAUUCACUCAAACAGAGAUAUCUGAAAGGACUGAAAACAACUAACCAUUCACAUCAAAGGCCAUUGAAACCAGUUGCCAGAGACCAAGACAUGGUGUUCCAGAGGGCUUUCCUGUUCCUGGUGUUGAUGUGUGCCACAGUGAUGGUACACGGUCAACCGGCCGAUGUUAGCCCUCGUUAUCAACGAUUCCUCCUACAGCACGUCAAGGGGGGUAUGACGAUCCAGAAUUGUCAGCAUGUGAUGAGCAACUUGAGGUUGACAGGGACUGAUGGAAAAUGCAAAUGGAAGAACACCUUCAUCUUGGCCAAUCCAGUUGAUGUCAAGCCCAUCUGUGGUGGUGGUGGCACACGUAGGAACAGCAAUCUGUUUGAAAGCAACAAUCCCUUCAGUGUAGUCAUAUGUCAACGUACAGGUGGGGAUUACCAUCCCAAUUGUAAAUACAGGGGUUCUUCUUCUACUAAGAGGGUUGUCAUUGCUUGUGAUGGAAAAUGGCCAGUGCACUAUGAUGGUGAUAUUGAUAUUGGCAUUACGGAUGGAAAGUGAAUACAGUGGGGAGAACAAGAAUUUGAUACACUGCCGAUUUUGCAGGUUUUCCUACUUACAAAGCAUGUAAAGGUCUGUAAUUUUUAUCAUAGGUACACUUCAACUGUGAGAGACGGAAUCUAAAACAAAAAUCCAGAAAAUCACAUUGUAUGAUUUUUAAGUAAUUAAUUUGCAUUUUAUUGCAUGACAUAAGUAUUCAUUUGCUGUGGGGCGACAUAAUUAACUUAUUUACUAUACUCAAUGGAUCAAGUUCCAUACUGUUUUUGAAUGGGCUUCAAGAUUAUAUCAUCAAAUUCAUGAAAUAUUUGUGAAUUAAUUUAUAACCAUCUUAUUAACAAAUGUCUCUGACUGACACUUUGCCAUCAAAUAAAAGCCUACCCUCACAGUG